Molecule: messenger RNA, 1185 nt
Organism: Leptosia nina
Lineage: Eukaryota; Metazoa; Arthropoda; Insecta; Lepidoptera; Pieridae
Source: the annotation of a GenBank genome assembly
AUGGAUGAUCAAGGAAGAAAAGUUAUUGUUUGUGAUAAUGGAACCGGUUUUGUAAAAUGUGGAUAUGCAGGAAGCAAUUUUCCAGCUUUCAUUUUCCCAUCGAUGGUUGGAAGACCGAUCAUUAGAGCAGAAAAUAAAAUCGGUGAAAUCGAUGUCAAGGAUUUGAUGGUAGGUGAUGAGGCUUCGCAACUCAGAUCCAUGCUUGAAGUUAGCUAUCCUAUGGAAAAUGGGGUGGUACGCAACUGGGAAGACAUGUGCCACGUGUGGGAUUACACAUUUGGACCCAGCAAGAUGAACAUAGACCCGAAGGAUACGAAAAUUCUUCUCACAGAACCGCCAAUGAACCCUACGAAAAAUAGAGAAAAGAUGAUAGAAGUUAUGUUCGAGAAGUAUGGCUUUGAUAGUGCAUACAUUGCUAUACAAGCUGUCCUCACACUUUACGCUCAGGGAUUAAUUUCUGGAGUUGUGGUUGAUUCAGGUGACGGUGUAACCCAUAUAUGUCCAGUAUAUGAAGAGUUUGCGCUUCCUCAUCUAACGAGACGUCUAGAUAUCGCCGGAAGAGAUAUCACUAGGUAUCUCAUUAAGUUACUUCUUCUGCGUGGUUACGCCUUCAAUCAUUCAGCUGACUUUGAAACUGUGCGAAUGAUGAAGGAGAAAUUAUGCUACAUUGGCUACAAUGUGGAACAGGAGCAGAGACUUGCUUGGGAGACGACCGUUCUUGUGGAACCUUAUGUGUUACCCGAUGGUCGAGUCAUCAAAGUUGGUGGUGAAAGGUUCGAAGCCCCAGAGGCACUCUUCCAGCCCCAUCUGAUCAACGUUGAGGGUCAGGGUAUUGCUGAACUUGUCUUUAACACUAUUCAGUCGGCAGAUAUAGACAUGCGUAACGAAUUAUACAAGCAUAUCGUCUUGUCUGGCGGAUCCACUAUGUACCCGGGGCUGCCCUCUCGACUAGAGCGAGAGAUCAAACAGCUCUACUUAGAGAGAGUUCUGAGGAAUGACUGCGACAAACUCGCUAAAUUCAAGAUACGCAUAGAGGAUCCGCCCCGGCGUAAGGACAUGGUGUUCAUUGGGGGUGCUGUACUUGCUGAGGUCUGCAAGAACAGGGACAAUUUCUGGCUCACCAACCAGGAGUAUAAGGAACAGGGACUGUCAUGUCUUCGUAAGUUGGGACCGCGAGCGAGUUAA